AUGGUCGCACAGGACAUGGAGAACCAUGUUUAUCCCAUUGACUUUUGUGUCAUUGACAAGAAGAAUGGUGCAUCUUGGAUGUUCUUAUUUGAAAAGCUGAAGUCUAUAGUGGUCGAUGGGCUAGAUUUAUGCUUUAUCUCCGAUAGGCACAAGAGCAUUGCAAACGACAUUGUGAGAGCUUACAACUAUCCUCAUCACGGGUACUGCAUGAGGCACCUAGGUGAAAAUCUCCGCGUAAAUCACCAAUGUGGAGAUUACCUCUAUCUAUUCUACCAUGCGGCAAAGUCAUAUUUAUUUGAGGUAUUUAGCAAUCAUUUUGAGGAAUUCAAGAUCUAUUAUCUCGAGGCAUCCUUUUUACUCGAGUAUGAACUUGGUUUUGACAAGUGGAGCAAGGCACAUUUCCCUAGAAAUAAGUAUGAUGUGAUGACCAUAAAUAUUAUCGAGUUGAUCAACGCUAUAUUGAUAGCCAAAAGAGAGUAUCCCAUGACAUUCAUAUUCAAUUCGAUUCCUAAGAGGUUUGGUGAGAAAUUCAGGGAGAGACGUGCAUAUGUCCUCAAUUAUAAGGAUAACAAAUUUGUGCCUGCUGCCAAAAAGAUUGCAAGGGAUAAUAUGAGCGAGGGCAACUCAUUUUAUGUGGAGAACAUAAAUGGGGACGACAAUCAAUUCACCGUGUUCAGCUGGGUCCUACGACCAAAGUCAACCUAA
Messenger RNA from Capsicum annuum, 705 nucleotides. RefSeq lists its product as uncharacterized. The transcript has a single exon. The record is from RefSeq and is a predicted model, not a curated record. The coding region runs from base 1 to 705 and encodes 234 amino acids. Lineage: Eukaryota; Viridiplantae; Streptophyta; Magnoliopsida; Solanales; Solanaceae.